AGGUGAACAUUUAGAAGAAGAAGUAGAAGACUAGGUUUUACAUGGAUAAGAGAGAAAGGGAAACGCGAAACAAUUUUAGACAAUAACAAAGUAGUUUAUUACGCCAGCGGCCCGUGGAAAAUCCCAUCGGACGCCCUUAAGGUGCCCAAAGUGGCGUGAAUCGAGUGCUAAAGUCCAGCGUGAUUUUGCGUGUGUUUCGGAAGGGCUUCAAAAAAUGACAUCUCCGCAUUCACCUCAGCACGCAUCCGGUCGCGAGGCUCCAUCGAAGGGGCCCCGAGACUCGGAGGCAGACUCAGAUACCGUAGAGAUGCCCGCAGUGGCGGGUAUUACGGUACAGCAGAAACAGCAGCAAUUUCAAAUGGAAACAGCAGAACGACCCCCAAAUUUCCGGCAUUCGCGAGCCUUCAGGAACUUCAAGAAUCCCCCACAACCACGGAUGUGCAUUAGGGAUACAACUAUUGAUGGAGAGGAACUCUUCAUUAACGUAAUGAGCUGGUCAAGGAUCGUUAUGCCCUCGAAUCCAAACGAUCCCAUUCCACUCUACGGCGGAAUGAGGGUCUACUCAGGGAAUCCGCGGUCUCCCCCUCUCGUUUUUGCCGUAAUGGCCAAUCCGGACGUGCUAAAAGAAACCGGUCGCAACAUCAGUGCUGACGACCAGGAGCGUCAGGCUCUGGUUGAGCUGAUGUGCGAAUUUGUGGAAGCAAUGAACCCAGGGCUGAAACUCAUGAGAAAACCGGUGGUGCUGAAAGAUCGCGAUUUAUCGGGGGAACUGAAGGAUGUUUGGGGUGCUGUGCAAGCCAAGCGAGAUAUUGAGCGUGAAGCGUCCUUUCAGGAGCAAAUCGCCACAGCGGGAACGAGUGAAUCCAACCUAGUCGUUUAUACAGAAUUGGGCCCCGAAACGGCGCCCACGUACAGGAACAAUAGCCACGAGGAGGCUGAAGAGGCCUCGUCACAAAGUGCAAUUACCAAAACAACCACAAAGGCAAAAUCCCCAGUGGAGGAAGCCAAGCCAGAACUGACCACAAGUGCACACAACGACAAUUCACUGCCACAGGAAACGCCGCAGAAUGCCUCAAUAGCAAAGGUGCCGGGAAGUGGAAAGCAGGAGAAGAAGCUGACAGGAUUCCUGCCCAAUGGCUGUCACAAUUUCUUCAGCAAGAAGAAAGAUAAGGGUGGAGUGGCCAAAGAGGCCAAAGACAAGUCUAAAAAUCGUGCCAGUAUUAAGAAAUCGGGGAAGGAGAUUGCUGAGGGAACUAAGAGUCUGGAAUCCGAGAUGACAUCUCUGGAUCUCAGUGGACUCAGUGGGCAGGAGAGAGAGGGAGUUGUCAUCAAGGAUGAUACCUUCACGGACAUUGCACAAUCUGUUAAAACAGCCACGACGGCCAAAUGAGACUCUUUUCCGGGCUCCUUACACCCCUGGCACUUCCGGAUGACAAAUAUCUCCACACGAGGUGAUGGCACGUGUUUCUCAACACUUUUCUCCACUUCUUUAAUUGCUCCUACAAUCUCUCAAUGUGUACCUCUACACAAGACUUCGUUUUAAAUGCUCUAAAAAAGCUAAUUCCACAAAUAUUUCGAAUUUUUGCAUUGAGAAUCUUUAAUUCCGGGAAGAAUUUAACACAAAAAUUUAGACUUUCGUGUCAGCUAGGAUACCUGUUGGGAAUUUAUCGUGUGAAUUUCUCAGAACAGUCGUAACACAUCAUUUUGAAGAGGAAAUAUACUGAGAGAAAUCCGAAAAACUUAAAAUAACAUUCCGGAAAUGUUAAUUUUACCCUGCAUUAUUGAUCUGAAAUCGGUGUAAAUAUUAUGCUUUUUAGGUGUAUUAUGGUUUAAAGUUACCCUUUUUCACGUUAAUUUUACACUUCAAAAGGUGUAAAAUUAACAUGAAAAAAUGUUGAUAUAUUUUUACACCUAAAAAGUGUUAAAGUUCUGAGGAAAAAAAGUUAAUCGCACCCCCGUUUUUUCUCAGUGUAUACGCUCCGUAUGAUAUUUUUUUUGCAAGAAUUUUUGGACAAAAUGGCAAGCUUUCAUUCUGAAAAUUCGAGUAUUUGUUAAACUUUUCUCACAGUCAUCUAAAAUUAAAGAGAAUGAAAAAAUUACAACACUCAGAAAAAAAGAGGGUGCGAUUAACAUUUUUUCCUCAUAAAUUUAACACUUUUUAGGUGUAAAAAUAUAUCAACAUUUUUUAAUGUUAAUUUUACACUUUUUUAAGGAUAAAAUUAACAUAAAAAGGGUAACGGUAACCCUCAUUACACCUGAAAGGGGUAAUAUUUACACCGACUUUGGAUCAAUACUGCAAGGUAAAAUUAAUAUUUCCGGAAUGUUAUUUUAACUUUUUCGGAUUUCUCUCAGUGAAGGAACUUAAUUGUAAUAAAACCCUUACGAAAUUAAAAUCCAGACAACUGUUUAGAAAAAUCAGCCAAAUCUUAGUUAUUGUGUUAAAUUCUUCCUAAAAGACACAAGAAAAAUCUUCUUAUUUGUGUCCUUAUCGAAUGUUAUUAUAUUUAAAAAAAGAAACAUUUUUAAGCACUGAAUAUUUAAAAACAAAUUUAAAAUGUAAUUUGCCAUUUGAGAAUGAGAUUUAAAAGGAACCCCCAUGAGGUUUAAAUUUGAGCCUGAAAUGCUACGGAAAAAAAAAGAAGAGAUUAAGACACUUUCUGCUAGUGAAAAUAUUUCAUGUUAAACAAAAAUAAACACUUUUGUACGGGAUAUAGAUUACACAAAAGAGCUGAAACGACAGGAAAAUGAAUGAGAAAAUUUAAUUAUAAUCCUAUUUUUCACACAAUUCUCUCACUGUCCUUCGAGACACACUUUCCGUGAAAUUUAUUCCCUGACGCAAGAAAGUUUUGCCAUAAUUUUUCCAGCAUUUCACACUUAAUAUCAAGAGUGGAAAUUUUUUCCAAUCAAUUAUAGAGUAUUUUAAUUGUAUUCUCUCUCUGUAAGUUUCAUUUUUUUUAUUACAAAGUGUGUGAAACUUUUUUUAUUUGUUCAAUGUUUUAGAAUUAUUUGAAAACGACUAGUGAAGCGAUGUUCAAGAGCGCAAAUUGUAGAACAAGCUCUAGGCAUAAAUUCUUAAUGUAUUCUGCAUUUUUAUAUAUAAAUUAAUAUACAUACAUUUUUUUAAGUCAACAAA
Phlebotomus papatasi is the source of this 3133-nucleotide messenger RNA. RefSeq names its product PIH1 domain-containing protein 2. The record is from RefSeq and is a predicted model, not a curated record. The transcript has 2 exons. Gene Ontology annotation, cellular component: cytoplasm. Bases 215 to 1390 code for a protein of 391 amino acids. Lineage: Eukaryota; Metazoa; Arthropoda; Insecta; Diptera; Psychodidae.